CACGCUCCGGUCAGCCUCGCCUCCUUUCUCCGUCUCAUUCCCCCAAUCCCACGCCAGUCCCGCAGGAAUCCCCACCCAAAUUCCCGUCUCCCCGAUCGCCGCCCUUCUCGGUGCCCGUAAACCCUACCCCCGGAGUCGCCCGUGCGCUGUCGUGCCCGCGUUGCCACCGUCGGUGGUCCGCGGCGCCCGUAACCAAAACCUAACCGCAGCCUGCAGAUCCCGAUUCCGCAGGGAGGCGGGAGAGGUGAAGGCCGCCUCGCCGCAGAUGGAGCCCGCGGGCGCGCGCAAGGAGUGGCGCGCCGUCCCCGGCUCCUCGCUCCGCUCCAAUGGCGCCGAGGAUGCCGCGGAGCACGGGAAGCUGGGGCAGUCGGAGGACCGAGCUAUCUACGAGGAAGGGGCGGGUGGACUGGAGGACUUCUGCGCCAUCACCAUUGAUGGGAGCGGAGGGCUCAGCGAGGACAUCCUGCAGCAGCGCCUGCAGAGCGUUGUGCGGCAAAGGGAGCAGCUGCAGCAGGUCGAGAUGGAGCUGCGUGCGCAGGCCAUUGCACACCCGCAGAUCAUUCAGGCGCAACAAAGCUUCCAGGCUACUUCCAAGGAACAUGCCGCAGCUGUGGCCAAGAUCAAGCAGGAGCAACUGCAUGAGCGGGAGCAAUACAUUCUUGAACUAGAAAUGAAACUCAAUGACAAGGAUAGAGAACUAAAUGCUCUGAAGAUUGAUCAUCAAACGGUGUGGGCAAAUCAAGAUCUUAUUAGAGAACAGACCAAAGAGCUGGCAACUGUCAGAAGGGAACGCGACAACUCUGAAGCUGAAAGAGCCCAACAUCUUACACAAAUUCAUGAGCUCCAAGAACAUCUGCGAGAAAAAGAAAGCCAGUUCAUUGCAUUAGAGGAACAGCAUAGGGCUGCUCAAGACAACAUUCUUUACAAAGAUGAGCAGUUGAGGGAAGCCCAUGCUUGGGUAUCUCAAGUUCGAGAAAUGGAUGCUUUGCAGUCUCAAUCCCUACAAGUUGAGUUACGUGAGCGCAUGGAGCAAUUUAAUCAAUAUUGGAUUAGCUCCCAGCAGCAGUAUGCUGAAAUGCAGCGGAGUCUUCUCCAUACAAUACAACAACUCCAGCAAGAAUUAACUGAGGCAAGGGAACAGUCUGGUGCACAAAAAGAUGGUCCACAAGUUUCUCGGGAAGGGUCAGCUGAAUCAUCACUAGUUCAAAGCAUGGGAAACAGCGUGGCUUCAAAUGGUAGUGCAACUGCAGAUGGGAACCAGCAAUUGUUGAAAAAUAAUGGAAGCGUGGAUGUCUCUGUUCAGGCCAAUAGUGCCUCAGCUGUACCUGUUCCUUCUUCCCUACUGGGAAUCGGUGGUCCGGCUGCGCAUAUCGCUGCGAUGCAUGCUUUUAUGAUUCAUCCUCAAGGCAUUCCUCAACCCUUAGUAGCAUCACCCAACUCUGGUGUUCCUCAAUUUGGCAGUUUUCAGUCUCAGUCUACAAUUCAACCAAAUUCACAAUGGCCAAAUCAGCAGGAAGUACAAAAUGUCUCACAACCACAAGAUGAAACAAACUAUCAGACAUCCCAAUCAGACCGGACUGUUUUACAACAAGGCGCUAUUAAUACUGAUGAGUUGUCCUCAAAGCCAAGCCAGGAUAGUCAGCCAGACCAUCUUAAUGCCCAUGUGAAACAACAGCAGAGCCCUGCAAGUGCACCUACUGAAUCAACUCAUGAACUUACUGUUGUUGAAGCGAAUGUAGCUGAACAUGUAUCUUGUGACGAACAACAAAAAAUCUUAAACGAACAGGAUUCACUGUCAAAUAUGAACAACCAUAUUGGAAUAGUUGAGCAUCUAGAGCAAAAUACCGAAUCCAAGGUUUCUAUGGAUGAAAGAGCUGCAUCUGAUAAGCAACCUGAACCUGUAUCUAGGCAGCAUAAACAUUUGAACUUUCCUCCGUUCACUACCCAGAUUCACUUGAAAAAGAGUGCAACAGAGAAUCCUAAUGUUGUAAAUCAGGUUGAUAUAAUGAAAUCAGUUGCAGGUGGUUUUAGUUCGCAGUUACCUCGUGCACCAAAGGAACCUUCUCUCCUAGAUGAGAGAUCUCUAUUGGCUUGCAUUGUACGUGCAGUUCCUGCUGGGACUGAGGGUGGAAUCAGGAUAAGUUCAACUCUGCCAAAUAGGCUUGGGAAAAUGUUGGCUCCCCUUCACUGGCAUGACUAUAAGAAGCAAUACGGGAAGCUCGACGAUUUUGUGGCUAGUCAUCCAGAGCUGUUUGUGAUUGAGGGAGACUUCAUUCACCUUCGUGAUGGAGCACAGCAGAUUAUUUCUGCCACUACAGCUGCUGCAAAAAUAGCUGCUGCGACAGCAUCUUCUGCCUCUUACUCAUCCUUACUGCCUUCUGUUGCCGUUACUCCUGUGGCACAAAAUACUCGGCAAAAGAGGAGGCCCGCAGUUGAUUCCAGAUCAUCAAAUGCAAUUCCCUCUGGAAACGGCUUCACAGAUCAAUUUAACAUCAUUCAGGGUGUCAGCGACGUAACAAUUUCAGGCAAAGUAAGAAAUAUCCAAGAUAAUGGCUUCAUAGAUGAAGUUCGCACUGGGCAGCCAUCCGUGCUCACAGCUGCUACUGCCAACGGAGCAAGACAUGACAAAUGUGCAAAUAAUACCAGACAUGGUUAUGGUGGAAAACAACAGGGGAGGACCACUGGGACGACAUACCUUUCCAGAAGAUGAACCAACUUUCACUGGGCGAUGAUGCUGUUGGAAUUGGAAACCAUGCGAGUGGCGAUGAUGCGGUUGGGGAAACCAUACGAGUGACGAUGCUUUGGCUUCGAAAUGAUGGUGAAGAUGACCUGGAUUAAAGUUAUUCUAGAUUCAUUUUUUAUUUUGCACUAUUGGUCUUCACAGAGCCUGUAUGGUUGGGGGCCUUGUUUUGGCAAAGCUGUACUGAUAUAUCCCUACCCCAAGAAUCAGAAGCCUGCCAAAGUUUUGCGACUAUGUACCUCGUCUGCGCUUGUGUAUUGUGGUGCACUUGAAUGAUGCGAAUGUUAUAUCGAAUCCCCGUCCUUGAUCGUGAUGUUCUUGAA
This is a messenger RNA of Zea mays, 3063 nucleotides long. RefSeq lists its product as uncharacterized. NCBI's taxonomy places the organism in Eukaryota, Viridiplantae, Streptophyta, Magnoliopsida, Poales, Poaceae. The transcript has 16 exons. The record is from RefSeq and is a predicted model, not a curated record. The coding region runs from base 266 to 2710 and encodes 814 amino acids.